Phytophthora sojae is the source of this 582-nucleotide messenger RNA. RefSeq lists its product as hypothetical. The record is from RefSeq and is a predicted model, not a curated record. Bases 1 to 582 code for a protein of 193 amino acids. The transcript has a single exon. NCBI's taxonomy places the organism in Eukaryota, Oomycota, Peronosporomycetes, Peronosporales, Peronosporaceae.
AUGGAGUACACGUGCACUCGCCUGCUGCCUUUUGAUGUCAAUUUUACGCGCAACGUGGCGUGGGGUAUCGUGGAAGAAGGAGGCGGCGCCCAGAAGCAAGCCUCAAACGUUAUCAGACACUCCGAAGACGUGCACACAAUCGACUCUCGCUUCGCUCUGCCAUCGGGGAAAGAUGGCAUGGUGGCAAUUGAUGUGCACUGUGUCGCCAAACGCUUCAUGGUUCCAGAAGGCUGCGUGUUGCUAGCCGAGGCGAACUCUGAGUGGUCGGCCUACCAGGGAACAGCGAAUCUAUGGAGUCGCCAGUCCUGCGAGUCGAUCUGGUGCGUACUUCGUGACGUUUCUCUCGCUUCAAAUGCCUCUUCAGUCCCUGGAUGCCAGAUUAGCGCCAUGGCGCGGAGUGAAGCUGUUCCGAGAUGUUGCCCAAGCAGCUCCCUUGAGAGUUCUGCAGUGUGUGGGGGCAAUGACAUUGCUGCCUCGUUCUCUGAGCUGGUUAGUUCUCAACGCCAGUGUCUGGAAAUCUGCUGUGGGAUUCCGUACGCGGCCAGGAGACACAUAAAUAAAUUUACCACAAAUAAAGAAUAA